AAGCUUAUUGAGAUAUUGAAUUUUCUUAAUUCGACUUCAUUUACGAACGUCUUAUCUAUAACAAUAUACCCGGCACACCAGCAAGUUUCGCAUUGUCACCGAGACUCAGGCCUUUUCAGUGUUUGAUUUACUAAAGAUUUAAGCAAAUAUGUUUCUAACAAGAUCUGAAUAUGAUCGGGGAGUGAACACUUUUUCACCAGAAGGCCGACUAUUUCAAGUGGAGUAUGCCAUCGAGGCUAUAAAGCUUGGGUCCACUGCUAUUGGUAUACAGACUUCAGAAGGUGUGGUUCUUGCAGUAGAAAAGAGAGUCACCUCUCCAUUAAUUGAAGCCUCCAGUAUAGAGAAAGUGUUUGAGGUGGAUGACCAUAUAGCGUGUGCAAUGAGUGGAUUAAUUGCAGACUCACGGACCCUCAUAGACCGAGCCAGAGUUGAGGCACAGAAUCAUUGGUUUACGUACAAUGCCAAGAUGUCAGUGGAGAGUGUGACCCAGGCAGUCAGUAACCUGGCCCUACAGUUUGGUGACGAUGACGCAGACCCAGGAGCAAUGAGCCGUCCGUUUGGUGUAGCCUUACUUUUUGCUGGCAUUGACAACAAAGGACCUCAGCUAUACCACAUGGAUCCCUCUGGAACAUUUAUACAGUAUGAUGCAAAGGCAAUUGGUUCAGGAUCAGAGGGUGCACAGCAAGCCCUACAGGAUACCUACCAUAAGUCUAUGACCCUAAAAGAGGCCUGUAAAUCAGCUCUAACAAUUCUGAAACAAGUUAUGGAGGAAAAACUGAACUCUUCCAAUGUUGAGAUGGGAACAGUGACAAAAGAGAAGAAAUACCACAUGUUCUCUAAACAAGAGCUUGAAGAUGUGAUUAAAGACAUUUAGAUCAAAACACUUCAUUGUUCAUUGUCCUUAUAAGACAUUUCUGUUUCAUGUACAUGUAUUAAUGAUAAAGUGCUGAAUAAAUAAACAUUUGACAUGAC
This is a messenger RNA of Magallana angulata, 972 nucleotides long. RefSeq names its product proteasome subunit alpha type-5-like. The coding region runs from base 149 to 874 and encodes 241 amino acids. Gene Ontology annotation, cellular component: proteasome core complex, alpha-subunit complex; proteasome core complex; nucleus. The transcript is spliced from 9 exons. The record is from RefSeq and is a predicted model, not a curated record. NCBI's taxonomy places the organism in Eukaryota, Metazoa, Mollusca, Bivalvia, Ostreida, Ostreidae. Gene Ontology annotation, biological process: proteasome-mediated ubiquitin-dependent protein catabolic process.